Messenger RNA from Agelaius phoeniceus (red-winged blackbird), 2375 nucleotides. The record is from RefSeq and is a predicted model, not a curated record. Lineage: Eukaryota; Metazoa; Chordata; Aves; Passeriformes; Icteridae.
GGGUCCCCCCGAGCCCUCCCGUGUUCCCACCGGGUUCCCCCAAAUCCCCCCGUGUCCCCGCCGGGUCCCGCAGCGCCCUCCCGCCUCCCCCGGUGUCACCGCUGCCCUUCCCCGGUGUCCCCGGUGCCCCCCGAGCCCCGGUGCCCCGCCAUGUCCCCCGGCCUCCGCCUGCCCGCCCGGGCCGCGCUCCUGUCCCGCUCCCCGCCCGAGCCGGGGCUGCCCCGGGCUCCCCCGGUCCCCUCCGUCUCCUCCCCGCUGCCCCGGGGCUCCCCGGAGCCCUCCCGGCCCCGGGGCCUGGCCGAGAUGCCGGGGCCGAGCUCCGCCGCCUUCAUCUUCGAGCUGCUGUGCCGGGGGGGCGUGCGGAGGCUGCACGAGAUGCAGGUCCAUGGCCGGGCCCGGUUCGGCCCGGUGUGGCGGGCCCGCUUCGGCCCGGUGCUCACGGUUCACGUGGCCGAGCCCGCGCUCGUGGCCCAGGUGCUGCGGCAGGAGGGCCCCGAGCCCCGGCGCGCCCUCAGCUGCCCCUGGAAGCAGCACCGGGAGCUGCGGGGGGCACCGGGGGGGCUCCUGACCCUGGAGGGCGAGGCGUGGCGCGGCUCCCGGCGGGUCCUGGCUCGGGCCCUGCUCCGCCCGGGCGCUGCCGAGGCCUUCGCGGCCCCGGUGGCGGCGGCCGUGGCCGAGCUCGUGGCGCGGCUGCGGCGGCUGCGGCGGCGCCACCCCCGGGGCCUCGUGCGCGACAUCGGCACCGAAUUCAACCGAUUCGGCCUCGAGGCCAUCUCCUGGGUGCUGUUCUCCUCCCGCCUGGGCUGCCUGGGGGACCCUGGGGACUCUGGGGACAGCAGUGACACCGAGGCCGUGCUGCAGAGCGUGGGAGCAGUGCUGGCGCUGACGCUGGUGACAAUGGCACUGCCACGUCCCCUCCUGCGCCUCGUCCCCGCGCCCUGGGACGCCUUCUGCCACGCCUGGGACCAGCUCUUCGCCUUUGCCAAGGGACACGUGGACCGGCGCGUGGCCGAGGUGGCAGCGCGGGGGCCGCUGGCCGAGGGGGACACGUGUGUCACCGACCUGCUGGCCCGGGAGCGCGUCCCCGUCAGCAGCAUCUACGGGAACGUCACCGAGCUGCUGCUGGCCGGGGUGGACACGGUGGCCAGCACGCUGGCCUGGAGCCUGUACGAGCUGGCCCGGAACCCGGGGGCGCAGGCGGCCCUGCACCGCCAGCUGCUCACUGCCACCAACGGUGUCACCGGCGGUGACAGUGCCACCACCGACCGUGCCACUGCUGCUGCCACCGCCGCCGCGCUGGGACGGCUGCCACUGCUGCGGGCGGUGGUGAAGGAGACCCUCAGGCUGUACCCCGUCAUCCCGGCCAACGCCCGCGUUGUCCCCGAGUGUGACAUCCACGUCGGUGACUACCUGGUGCCACGCCAGACCCUCAUCACCCUGUGCCAUUACGCCACGUCCCGCGACAGCCGCUACUUCCCCGCGCCCGACGCCUUCCGCCCGGAGCGCUGGCUGCGCCACGGGGACACCGCUGGGGACACCGGGGACACCGCUGGGGACACUGGGGACAGCCCUGGGGACACCCCUGGGGACAGCCCUGGGGACAGCCCCGGCCCCAGGCACCCCUUUGCCUCCCUGCCCUUCGGCCUCGGCCCGCGCAGCUGCGUCGGGCGCCGCCUGGCCGAGCUGCAGCUGCACAUGGCGCUGGCACAGAUCCUGUUGCACUUUGAGGUGCGGCCGGAGCCCGGGGGGAGCCGCGUGCGCCCCAUGACCCGAACCCUGCUGGCCCCCGGAGCCCCCAUCAGCCUGCGCUUCCUCGAGAGGUGACAACGGGGACAUGGGGACAAUGGGGACACCAGGGACUCUGGAGAUACGUGGGAACACUGGGGACACCAGAGACUCGAGACAGCAGGGACAUUGGGGACACUGGAGACAUGGGGACACCAGGGACACUGGGGACACCAGAGACUCUGAUGAUACAUGGGGACAAUGGAGACAUGGGGACAUGGGGACAACUGGGGACAUGGGGACACCAGGGACAGUGCAGAGACCUUGACCCCAGCGGUGACUUCACCACCAGUGAUGGCACCGACCCCAACGGUGGCCUUGACCCCACAGUGUCCCCAGUGUCAUCCCAGCCCUGUCCCUGUGGGUGACCCCAGCCCAGAGGUGGCCCUGACCCCUCGGUGACAUUGGCCAUGGUGGCAGCAGCCCCCACACCAUGGCACUGCUGGCUCUGGCAGUGUCACACACCCUGUGCUGGCCUCGUCCCCACGGUGUCCCCAACCCUGUGGGAACCUCAGCCUGGAGGUGGCCUUGUCCCCAUGGUGUCCCCAACCCCAUUGGGGUGACUCCCUGGUGGUGGCCUUGUCCCCACG